Messenger RNA from Electrophorus electricus (electric eel), 3955 nucleotides. It is a transcript of the gene atp2a2a, whose product is annotated as ATPase sarcoplasmic/endoplasmic reticulum Ca2+ transporting 2a. Lineage: Eukaryota; Metazoa; Chordata; Actinopteri; Gymnotiformes; Gymnotidae. The record is from RefSeq and is a predicted model, not a curated record. Gene Ontology annotation, molecular function: ATP hydrolysis activity; P-type calcium transporter activity; ATP binding. Gene Ontology annotation, cellular component: membrane. Gene Ontology annotation, biological process: calcium ion transport.
CCGCUUGAAUUUGCCACUGAACCGGGGGACGACGGCGGACAGACCGACCAUCACGCUUCCAGGCAGGCGCAGGCUUGGACCGAGUAGAUGUGAUGUGCUGAGCGAGGACGCGUGUGCGAUCCGGGCGCCCACCUCUCUGGGGAUAAGAAGACGCGACGAGGGUGAACGGCCCUUUCCCCCGCAUGUGCCAAGGACCGAUCGCUGGAAGGCGCAGUCUCCGUCCUAGCAGCGCAAGUUUGUGGCCGAGGGACGCUGUGUGUGUGUAUGCGAGGACACGGCGCUUGCUGAGGCGCGCGAUACGUUGUGACUCUUUUGUUUUUGCACGGGGAAGGAUAUUGUUCAGACCCCGGUCCGCGGCCCUAAAGCAUGGAGAACGCUCACACGAAGAGUGUAGACGAAGUUUACGGCUAUUUCGGCGUCAGCGAGAGCACGGGGCUGGCUGCAGAGCAGGUGAAAAGGCAGCGAGAGAAAUGGGGUCCAAAUGAGUUACCAGCUGAAGAAGGGAAGUCUUUGUGGGAGCUGGUCGUGGAGCAGUUUGAGGAUUUACUUGUGCGGAUUCUUCUGCUGGCAGCUUGUAUAUCAUUCGUUUUAGCGUGGUUUGAGGAGGGAGAAGAGACAAUCACAGCCUUUGUAGAACCGUUUGUAAUUCUGCUAAUUCUUAUAGCCAACGCCAUUGUAGGUGUGUGGCAGGAGCGAAAUGCAGAGAACGCCAUCGAGGCCCUUAAGGAGUACGAGCCCGAGAUGGGCAAGGUGUAUCGGCAGGACCGCAAGGCUGUGCAGCGGGUCAAGGCCAAGGACAUCGUGCCAGGAGACAUCGUGGAGGUGGCGGUGGGAGAUAAAAUCCCCGCAGACAUCCGGAUCUCUUCUAUCAAGUCCACUACGCUAAGAGUGGACCAGUCCAUCCUCACAGGCGAGUCCAUCUCGGUCAUUAAACACACUGAUCCUGUUCCUGACCCUCGCGCUGUCAAUCAGGACAAGAAGAACAUGUUGUUCUCUGGCACCAACGUCGCGGCAGGCAAGGCGGUGGGCGUGGUGGUGGCCACGGGCGUGAACACGGAGAUCGGCAAGAUCCGAGACGAGAUGGCGUCGACGGAGCAGGAGCGCACGCCGCUGCAGCAGAAGCUGGACGAGUUCGGCGAGCAGCUCUCCAAGGUCAUCUCGCUCAUCUGCAUAGCCGUGUGGAUCAUCAACAUCGGCCACUUCAACGACCCCGUGCACGGCGGCUCCUGGAUCCGCGGCGCCAUCUACUACUUCAAGAUCGCCGUGGCGCUGGCCGUGGCCGCCAUCCCCGAGGGCCUGCCUGCUGUCAUCACCACCUGCCUGGCGCUGGGCACCCGCCGCAUGGCCAAGAAGAACGCCAUCGUGCGCUCGCUGCCCUCCGUCGAGACGCUGGGCUGCACCUCCGUCAUCUGCUCCGACAAGACGGGCACGCUCACCACCAACCAGAUGUCCGUGUGCAGGAUGUUUAUCGUGGACAAAGCUGAGAAUGACAGCUGUUCUCUGGCAGAGUUCACCAUCUCUGGAUCUACAUAUGCACCCGAGGGAGAAGUGUACCUGGAUAACCGGCCGGUGCGCUGCUCCAACUACGACGCCCUGGUGGAAAUGUCCACUAUCUGCGCUCUCUGCAACGAUUCCUCGCUGGACUUCAACGAGUCUAAAGGUGUGUACGAGAAGGUGGGCGAGGCCACGGAGACGGCACUGACCUGUCUUGUGGAGAAGAUGAACGUGUUUGACACGGAUGUCAGGAGUCUGUCACGGAUCGAGAGAGCGAAUGCCUGCAACUCGGUUAUCAAGCAGCUGAUGAAAAAGGAGUUUACCUUGGAGUUCUCCCGCGACAGGAAGUCCAUGUCUGUGUACUGUAGUCCCAGCAAGAGCAAGUCUACUUCUAGCAAGAUGUUUGUCAAGGGCGCUCCAGAGGGGGUGAUCGACAGGUGCGCGUAUGUGCGCGUUGGUGGUACCCGCGUGCCGCUGUCUCAGGGCAUUAAAGACAAGAUCAUGUCUGUGAUCCGGGAGUACGGCACUGGGCACGACACGCUACGCUGCCUGGCGCUGGCCACUCGUGACACUCCGCUCAGGAAAGACGAGAUGGUUCUGACCGACACGGCUCGCUUCUCCGACUACGAGUCGGACCUGACGUUCGUGGGCUGCGUGGGCAUGCUGGACCCGCCCCGGGCGGAGGUGGCUGCCUCCAUCAAGCUGUGCCGUCAGGCGGGCAUCCGGGUGAUCAUGAUCACGGGCGACAACAAGGGCACGGCUGUGGCCAUCUGCCGCCGCAUCGGCAUCUUCGGCAAGGACGACAACGUCAGCCACAUGGCCUUCACGGGGCGCGAGUUCGACGACCUGUCGCCCCAGGCCCAGCGCGAGGCCGUCACGGUCGCACGCUGUUUCGCCCGGGUCGAGCCCUCGCACAAAUCCAAGAUUGUGGAGUUCCUCCAGGGAUUUGAUGAGAUCACUGCCAUGACGGGAGACGGAGUGAACGAUGCUCCAGCCCUGAAGAAGGCGGAGAUCGGCAUCGCCAUGGGCUCUGGCACUGCUGUGGCCAAGACGGCCUCCGAGAUGGUCCUGGCCGACGACAACUUCGCCACCAUCGUGGCCGCCGUAGAGGAAGGCCGAGCCAUCUACAACAACAUGAAACAGUUCAUCCGCUACCUCAUCUCCUCCAACGUGGGCGAGGUUGUCUGCAUCUUCCUGACGGCAGCGCUGGGCUUCCCCGAAGCCCUCAUCCCCGUGCAGCUGCUCUGGGUGAACCUGGUGACGGACGGCCUGCCCGCCACAGCGCUGGGCUUCAACCCACCCGACCUGGACAUCAUGGGCAAGCCCCCGCGAAACGCCAAGGAGCCCCUCAUCUCCGGCUGGCUCUUCUUCAGAUACCUGGCCAUCGGCUGCUACGUGGGGGCAGCUACGGUUGGAGCAGCAGCCUGGUGGUUCACCAUCGCUGAUGACGGACCUCAGGUCACCCUCUACCAGCUGAGCCACUUCCUGCAGUGUAAUCCUGAUAAUCCAGAGUUUCAGGAUUUGGAGUGUCAUGUGUUUGAGUCCCCGUACCCCAUGACAAUGGCCCUGUCUGUUCUCGUCACCAUCGAGAUGUGCAAUGCUCUCAACAGUCUGUCAGAGAACCAGUCCCUGCUGCGCAUGCCUCCCUGGGAGAAUGUGUGGUUGCUCGGGGCCAUCUGCCUCUCCAUGUCCCUGCACUUCCUCAUCCUGUACGUUGAGCCUCUGCCGGUCAUCUUCCAGAUCACACCUCUGAACCUGACCCAGUGGUUGAUGGUGCUGAAGAUCUCUGUGCCCGUCAUCCUCUUGGAUGAAAUACUCAAGUUCGUCGCGCGGAACUACUUGGAGCCGGCACGGGUUCUGUAAGUCUGGUCCACUCUCGGUAACCCUUGCAGAUGCUGUACAGGUUUCAUUCGUUUAGUGCGUGUGUUUUUCAGCACAUUGUCUUGCAUGCCAACUGGGCCAAGUGCUAAAAAGAACAAACACAUUUUAUAAUUAGUCUAUGAAAGAUUUGCUUUUUUUUUUUUUUUUUUUCUCUCCCCCCUGUUACUGUGGUAAAGAACUUUCUGGAAACUAAAACAAGGUUUUAAGGGUAUUGUUCCUGUUGCAUGCCCCUUAAGCUUCUGAACCAUUUGAUGCUGGUAAAACUAAGCUUUUGUAUAGCACAGUAACACUUAAUUUAUAUAUAUUUUUGAAAUGCCAUUGGUGACAGGCACCUGUUUAUUUCAAGGGAAAGUUUUUUUUUUUUUUUCUGGUGAGGUACAUCAAUCAAAUGACUGACGAUCAUUACUUUGCACAGUGAUGUACGUCCUGCUUUAGAGCUAAAGUAUUUGAGCGUGGAGGCCUUUGACAGCCUGUUGUUCUCAUGUCCUGUGACGAGCAGAGACGAGACGCUGCCUGUUCAGCGGUGAAUGUUGUAAUUAUCCCAAUGAUUUGUGAUCAAUAAAAUCAUACAUGGCUGUGU